Condylura cristata (star-nosed mole) is the source of this 963-nucleotide messenger RNA. It is a transcript of the gene FKBP1B, whose product is annotated as FK506 binding protein 1B, 12.6 kDa. NCBI's taxonomy places the organism in Eukaryota, Metazoa, Chordata, Mammalia, Eulipotyphla, Talpidae. Bases 151 to 477 code for a protein of 108 amino acids. Gene Ontology annotation, cellular component: sarcoplasmic reticulum membrane. The transcript is spliced from 4 exons. Gene Ontology annotation, molecular function: peptidyl-prolyl cis-trans isomerase activity. The record is from RefSeq and is a predicted model, not a curated record. Gene Ontology annotation, biological process: regulation of cardiac muscle contraction by regulation of the release of sequestered calcium ion.
CCCCUCCCAGCGCAGGUCCCGACUCCAGCCGCACCUCCUCCGGCUCUGCAGUGGCGGCGGGGAGACGAGCCGGAGCGCCUGCGGGGCCGGAGGCGAGCCGGGGUCGCGGCGGCAGCGGGGACCCUCGGAGGCGGGGCCAGUGGGACCGCGAUGGGCGUGGAGAUCGAGACCAUCUCCCCGGGAGACGGAAGGACGUUCCCCAAGAAGGGCCAGACUUGUGUGGUGCACUACACAGGAAUGCUCCAAAAUGGCAAGAAAUUUGAUUCAUCGAGAGACAGAAACAAGCCUUUCAAGUUCAGAAUUGGCAAACAGGAAGUUAUCAAGGGUUUUGAAGAAGGCGCAGCCCAGAUGAGUUUGGGGCAGAGGGCGAAGCUGACCUGCACCCCUGAUGUGGCGUACGGAGCCACGGGCCAUCCUGGUGUCAUCCCUCCCAAUGCCACCCUCAUCUUUGACGUGGAGCUGCUCAACUUAGAGUGAAGGCAGGAAGGAACCGAGGUAGCUGGAGAUGGCUGCUGCUCACCCUCCUAGCCUGCUCUGCCCACUGGGACGGCUCCUCCUGCUUGGGGCUCUUGACCAGUGCGCUAACCUCACUGCCCCACGGCAUUCUCUCUGCCCCAGUUGCUCUGUAUGUGUUCGUUGUCAUUGUUCAUGCGCAUCUUUGCUUGAGGAAACUUCAGUAGCAAAUGGAAGCAUUUCAGGUUGUGCAUUAUGAAUGAUGCAUGUUGCAGUCAUUCCUGAUCACAGAACACAGAAUUCUCGUUUGCACAAUCUACACUGCCUUAUCUUUACUUAAGCCAGUCACACAAGGUGCUCAGACAUGAAAUGUCCAUGGUGUGCACAGAGGGAGUUGAGCCAGUUUACCUUUGCUGUCAGUUUCUCUCUUAAGAAAUUUUGUUGGCUGCUGACCUAAACAGUGUUCUCUUCACAACUGAUAUGUUAAAUAAAGGCUCUGUGCUUGACAAA